Pleurotus ostreatus (oyster mushroom) is the source of this 1494-nucleotide messenger RNA. Its product is annotated as putative lipase atg15. The transcript is spliced from 5 exons. Gene Ontology annotation, biological process: macroautophagy; piecemeal microautophagy of the nucleus; neutral lipid catabolic process. Lineage: Eukaryota; Fungi; Basidiomycota; Agaricomycetes; Agaricales; Pleurotaceae. The record is from RefSeq and is a predicted model, not a curated record. The coding region runs from base 1 to 1494 and encodes 497 amino acids. Gene Ontology annotation, molecular function: glycerophospholipase activity.
AUGUCCUGCUCACUGGGAUUCGCCGUCAGUAAAUAUAUAUUACCAACUCCAGCUGUUGUCCGUUUGAUGCUUCCAGCACUCUUCCUCUCCCUCCUCAUCCUCACUUCCGCAGCAGAUGCCCGCCACGUCCACUUCAACAUCCAGCAUCCCCUCCUCCUCGACCAGUAUCCCACCCCGACACCCAUAUCGCAGUCCCUGCUAGCCAGACCCACAACAGUGUACCGCCCUCGGGAUCCCGCAGCACUCGACCGCGCGCGCAUACGGUCUCUGCGAUAUGGCCAGUCAGAGCCUCUGGAAUGGUACGAGAAGGAAGUCUUGGCUCCGGAUAUCGAAGAUCGACAUACGAUCGAGCAGUUGGCGAGGAUGGCGGGGAAUGCAUAUGCAUUACCUGGCCAGAAGAACUGGUACGAUGUGGACACAGCUUGGAACACUAGUUUCCCGUUCGGCUGGGAGGACCAUGCAAACGGCUUCAGGGGCAACGUUUUCCUCUCUUCAGAUAACUCAACGGUCGUCCUAUCAAUCAAGGGGACCACGAUACAAGGCCCAACCUCCAAGAAAGAUAAAUUCAACGACAACCUGCUGUUCUCCUGCUGCUGUGCCCGAGUCGACUUCUCUUGGGUAUUCCGAACCGUGUGCGAUUGCUACGCCAACCAUUGGAAGUGCGACGAUACCUGCUUAUCUGAUGCACUUAUCCAAGACAGUUUAUUCUACACAACCGGUGUCAAACUUGUCAUGGAUCUCACCUUCCUCUACCCAUCCGCCAAUAUCUGGCUGGUGGGUCACUCACUGGGCGGAUCGCUAGCCUCCCUCCUCGGCGCAACAUUCGGUCUCCCGGCUAUCGCGUUCGAGGCGCCGGGCGAACGGCUCGCUGCCCAACGAUUACAUCUCCCCCUCCCACCCCCCGUGUCCUCCCCCAACUCCACAUCUCCCCCUUCUCCCACUGCAUCCCUGCUCCCUAACAUACCGCGGAGACGAAUCCCCAGCACCGCACCGCUCCCCGUCACCCAUAUAUACCACACGGCCGACCCGAUUCCGCAGGGUACGUGCACCGGUCCGCUCUCCCCUUGUGCCCAAGGCGGGUAUGCGUUAGAGACGCGGUGCCACUUGGGGAAGAGCAUCGUGUAUGACACAGUGGGUGUGUUGGGGUGGAGGGUGGAUAUACGGAAGCAUGUUAUAAGGGAGGUUGUCGAGAAGGUGCUUGGCUGGGAGGAUGGAUGGCCUGAUGAAGAUGCUGAAGGGGAGGCGGCGUCCGAGACGGAGAUGUAUAGGAUUACUGGUGUUUUCCGUUGGGUCAAGAAGAUCUGGUGGGGUUGGGGCGGCAAGAAGCAUAACAGCUCUGACGAUGGAGAGCGCCCUCCUCCUCCCCCUCGACUUCGAGAUGUGCCACGCGCGAAGGAAGAGGUCGACUGUACAGAUUGUUUCAAAUGGGAGUUCGGUCAUUUCAAGGACGUUCCACCCCCCGAAGACUUUAACCCGAAGACCAUUGACAUAUGA